This is a messenger RNA of Solea solea (common sole), 1910 nucleotides long. RefSeq names its product protein SET-like. Gene Ontology annotation, biological process: nucleosome assembly. The transcript has 8 exons. The record is from RefSeq and is a predicted model, not a curated record. Gene Ontology annotation, cellular component: nucleus; chromatin. Bases 159 to 974 code for a protein of 271 amino acids. Lineage: Eukaryota; Metazoa; Chordata; Actinopteri; Pleuronectiformes; Soleidae. Gene Ontology annotation, molecular function: chromatin binding; histone binding.
GAAACCAGCGUGCGGAUCUGCGCUGAUUCCUCUCACCGUGGGCUCAGAGAACACGCAGUGUUUGAAGGUGGAAGUAACUUUUAUCCCGCAGAGAAGAGUUCUAACGCACCCGGGGACGCACAUCUGGUCUGAACAGGCGCGGUAUCGACCGUAAAACCAUGUCGGCCUCAUCGGCGAAAGUGAGCAGGAAGGAGAACUCGAACCACGACGGAGCGGACGAGACCUCUGAAAAAGAGCAACAGGAAGCAAUCGAACAUAUUGAUGAAGUCCAGAACGAAAUCGACAGACUGAACGAACAAGCGAGUGAAGAAAUUUUAAAAGUAGAGCAACAGUUCAACAAAUUACGUCAGCCAUAUUUUCAGAAGCGAUCAGAACUCAUAGCCAAAAUCCCAAACUUCUGGGUCACAACAUUCGUCAACCAUCCACAAGUUUCAGCUCUUUUGGGCGAGGAGGAUGAAGAGGCGCUUCAUUAUCUGUCGAAGGUGGAGGUCACUGAGUUCGAGGACAUAAAGUCUGGAUACAGAAUAGAUUUUUUUUUCGACGAGAACCCGUACUUCGAGAACAAGUCCCUCUCCAAAGAGUUUAACGUGAACGAGAGCGGGGAUCCCGUUUCCAAAUCCAGUGAAAUCAAGUGGAAAGCCGGAAAGGACCUGACGAAGCGCACGGGUCAGACGCCAAACAAAGCCGGGAAGAAGCGGCAGCACGAGGAGCCCGAGAGCUUCUUCACCUGGUUCACCGACCACUCAGACGCAGGCGCUGAUGAGCUGGGAGAAGUCAUCAAGGACGACAUCUGGCCCAACCCACUGCAGUACUACCUGGUCCCCGACAUGGAAGACGAGGAAGGCGACGGUGAUGACGACGACGAUGAAGAGGAGGGUCUUGAGGACAUUGAUGAGGGAGAGGAAGAGGAAGGUGAAGACGACGAUGAAGACGGUGACGGAGAAGAUGGAGAGGACGAUGGCGAUGAAGACUAACCCUCUUUGCUGACUCUGUCCCCGUCCUCCUGCGAUCGUCCUUCAACUCAUCGGAACAAAACACUUUGAUUUAGGGAGGGGGAGGGGUUUAGGGCAUUUGUAAAAAACGAAAACACAAAAACAGGCUCUCUUCUUCUUUUUUUCUUCUUUGUUUUUUUUGCCGUGUGUCGUCAGGCUGUCCGUCCUCUUCCUCUGCGGUCAAACGUCUGAAGACCAGCGCCACACGCCCACUGCUCCUGCGGUGGCGGCUCGGCGAGUCUCACCCCGUCAUCAUUUCUCUUCAUCUCCCAAAGACAUGCAAAAGAAUAAAAAAUGGAAAAAAAAAUGUUUGUAGCAUUCUGCACGUCAUCCUACGUAGAUUUAAAAUACGUACAAUAGCAAUUUUUAUGUAAGAUAGGAAAUGACCAUUUCUGUUGAAGUUGUGAGUUCAAUAAAAAUAAGCCAUGGUGCAGUGAUAACUCAAUCAUAGCAUCCUUAGCCACUUUUAUAUAUAAAUGUAUAUUAUAAUAUAUCCAGUGGUGGGGCAUCAGGCUUAUUAGAGGUUUGAUUUUUCUUUUUCUGUUUUGUUUGUGACUCAUGUUUCUAAUGGAACUGAUUGAAAGCACCAGCUCGUUCCUUUCUUUCAACUGUUGUAAAUGUUUUUGGGAUAAACAUGUAACCUUGGUAAACGACCGUUAAUAACUACACACAGUUUAACAGUUUCUGUUAAAUAAACUUUUUUUUUUUCCUUUUCCAGGCGCCAACAGCAAACUUUUUAAUUGUACAUUUUUUUUUUUUAUUAAAAACAAAAAACUAAAAUGUAAUUUUGGGCUUUGUUAACAUUUUUGAGACGGGAGAGAUUAUGAUUCUCUCGCUCCACUGGAAACCUGUUCACGUUAAAUUAAGUGUAACCAGUUGCUUUGUUACAAUAAAUAAAUGUGUACAUGAUUGUUUGGA